GGUGAUAAUGAGCUAAGGGUUAUUUGGGUCGUCUUUCGUGUGUCUUCUUUCACUUUGAGGGAAGAUUCGCGUCGAAUUUAUGGCAAAUCAUAAACGAAUUCAUACAACAGCUGCGGCCCGGCUAAGACAGGAUUACUUGAGAAUCGUCAGAGACCCAGUUCCAUAUAUCACAGCGGCCCCUUUGCCUUCGAACAUACUAGAAUGGCAUUACGUUGUAAGAGGUCCAGAAAAUACUCCUUAUGAAGGUGGUUUCUAUCAUGGCAAGCUGGUCUUCCCAAGGGACUUUCCUUUUAAACCUCCCAGUAUUUACAUGAUAACCCCAAAUGGAAGGUUCAAGGUCAACACAAGGUUGUGUCUGUCAAUCAGUGAUUUUCAUCCAGACACAUGGAACCCUGCAUGGUCUGUCUCUACAAUACUUACAGGUCUUCUAAGCUUUAUGAAUGAAACAGCACCCACACUAGGAAGCGUAGAAACUUCCGAUUUUCAAAAAAGACAAUAUGCGGUUAUGAGUGGUCCCUUUAACCUGCAAGACAGAAUAUUUUGUGAGCUUUUCCCUAAAAUUGCAGAGGAAAUAAGAGAAAAGAUGACUUGCAGCGCAGGCAUGAAUGCCACACCUGACAAAACUGUUACAUCAAGCCAGAGCAGUCUAGCUUCUGAAAAUGCUGGGGAAGCUCAUAAUGGACUUGUUGGAAGCACACUGAUCAACAUCUGUGUCAUCCUUGGGUUUGCUGCCUUUGCCUACACUGUGAAGUGUGUGCUUAGAGCAGUCGAAAACAGCUAGGUGCAACAUCAAAAGGUGAAGCCACCAAGUGCAUUAUUGAUGACCCUGAGGUGGACAAGUUAGGCACGUAGUAUACACACCAGGGUAUAUAUAACGAGUGGUACUCAAGAAGCACAAACACUCUCGGUUUACUAAAAGGACAAUCACAUGGUAGACAAGCAUAGAUUAUUGACUAGAUUACUAUUAUUUACUGGAUUAUUGAUAUACUGACAAUGCAUUGACAUGUUUGUUAGUGCAGUAGGGCACCAUAAACCAUUAGAGAGAGCACCUUUCAGGUGUCUGUCUAUUUGUUUAUCUCUCUUUAUGUCAGUCUGGCUGACUGUCAGUCCGUCCCUACUUUUGUUGUGUCUGUCCAUUUGUCUUUCCGUUCGUCCAUCUGUCCGUCUAUAGUUGUCCAACUAUACCACACCCUUGUUUUGGGUUCUGUUUGUUUUAAUUUUUCCUCUUUAUUUCUGCAGUCUUAAAUUGCCUGUUUGUUGAAUGGAGUUUGUUAAUAUGUGCUAGCUCGUAUUAAAAACAUGAAUAAAUAUGACAAAAAAAA
Molecule: messenger RNA, 1322 nt
Organism: Nematostella vectensis (starlet sea anemone)
Lineage: Eukaryota; Metazoa; Cnidaria; Anthozoa; Actiniaria; Edwardsiidae
Product: ubiquitin-conjugating enzyme E2 J2
Exons: 8
Coding region: 80-781 (233 amino acids)
Source: RefSeq, a predicted model, not a curated record